Teleopsis dalmanni is the source of this 4625-nucleotide messenger RNA. It is a transcript of the gene sol, whose product is annotated as calpain-D. The transcript has 10 exons. Bases 182 to 4522 code for a protein of 1446 amino acids. The record is from RefSeq and is a predicted model, not a curated record. Lineage: Eukaryota; Metazoa; Arthropoda; Insecta; Diptera; Diopsidae. Gene Ontology annotation, molecular function: calcium-dependent cysteine-type endopeptidase activity. Gene Ontology annotation, biological process: proteolysis. Gene Ontology annotation, cellular component: cytoplasm.
CGAUAAGCAGCCUUUGUGUUGUAUUACAUAUGUGUUGUUUUUCUUGUGAACAUAGACGAAUUGUUGAUGUAGAUAAGUAGAAACAUCAAAGAAUUAUAAAAAUAAUAAUUUUAAUACAGUCAUAUUACAAGCAUGUCGAACGUAAUGUUUUCAAUAGUAUCCAUUAAAAAGUUCAAUAAUAAUGAGGAAUGCCUCUAGUGUAUUGCAGUGGAAUUGCACGAAGUGCCAUUUUGUCAAUUCAGCAGAAUCCAUAAGGUGUUUCAAUUGCAGUGAAGAACGUCCUAACGAGUAUACUGCAGACGAAGUUUCCUUCGGCCUUGAAAGCUUAAUGCCAAUGCAAAAUAUAAUUGUACAAGAUAAGACACUAUUAGCAGAUAGGUCAGAGUAUAAACAAGUAUACAAAUCAUUAUUAAGAGGAUGUUUAAGAAGACCACAAAGAAAAUUACAAAAACUGUCUGGUAAUUGCGUAGACUGUGAAGAUGCGCGAAAAUAUGUUAAAAACUCAAUAGAAUUAUAUCAUCAUUUUUCAAAUCCGUCACUAAACCGUCGAUGGAUUUGCGAGGAAUGCGAUACAGAUAAUAGUUCUGUUACAUGGCAUUGUAUCAUAUGUGACAGUGUCAGUGGUUUAGCUCCAAUUUAUAAAGAAACUCUAAUUACGAGAAAGCAGUGUUCUAAGUUACCUACCAAUAAUAUUACCCAUAAAAAGCAAUCAUCUAACGAUGUUCAAGACAGUAAUAAGAUUUCAAAGAAGCACUCAAAACAACUAAAAUGCUUCCGAAGAACACAAAGUCUUACCACAGAAAAGUUUUUUUCAUGCCGCAGCUGCCAUAUAUGUUUUGUGAACAACCGAAAGGAUAUUUUUAAUAUACCUGAAAACUUCAUGCAAAAAAGUAAUGGAUCUAUUUUAAAAAAAAUUUUUGGAGAUGUCAAAAGUUCGCUAAAGUGCAGAGAUCCUGAUAGUAAAGAUGGCGAUGAAAAAAACACAAAAAGUAAAGAUUCCAUAAACUUGUUACAAAGAAAAAAAAACGAAACGGAAUGCAAUUUUACAUUAACAACAACGUUAUCACAAGCAUCAAAAACUGAAUCCAAUUCUCGGAACUUAAAUGAAUCACCCAACAAUGUAUGCAUUGCAGAGAAUGAUUGGGCAAAUGAAUUAAAUAUUCAUAACCCUGGUUCUGUUCAGAAUUUAAAAAAUAGUCAAAAUUUUAAUCAACAGCAUCGUGAUAAAAUUAAUCCUCCGAUUCCAACAGAAGAAUCUAUAGAUAAUCUAAACGUUACAGCGGAGUUGACGACGUUAAAUAAAUCAAGAGAAAUUUCUUCGCAUGAAGAUCAUAUAUAUGAAAAUGAUUUAGUUGGUAAAAAAAAAUCAAGAGUAAAAGCAGUUAAUCCGAUUGCAUCAAAUAAUCAGUGGAUAGAUGAAACAAAUGACCAGCCCAUUUAUGCAAUCGUGAAUAAAAAGGAUAAAUUAAAAAACAAAUCAAAUGAAGUCUUAAAUGUUCCGAAUGAAGAACAGAAGUCAUUAAUUUGUUUCUCUAACAACAACAUUGACUGUGAUUCGCAUAAAUUAAAAUUUAGUGCAGAAUUUAAAAAAACUGAUAAUAUGAGCGAAGCUAUUCCAUCAAAGACUAAUGUAAAUAGUUUAUAUUCAACAAUCGAUUUAUGUAAAUCAGAUGCGGGCAAAUUGGAAACUGUGAAUUCUUUCAUUCCAUUGGGCACAAAUGCUACAGAUGAAAUUAAUGAUGAACAUUUUAUCUAUGCUAAAGUAUGGAAAGGUCCAAAAAAAACAAGUGAAUCAAAAAUAUUUAGCAGAGAUAACUCUCGUACUGACAAUAAUUCUACAUCAAAUUCCCGUAGAAUGUGGACAUGUACAAAAUGUUCCUAUGCGUAUAAUCGUAUAUGGAUUGAACAUUGUGAAAUAUGUGAGUCCAAUCGAAAUACACCUUCAUUAACUCAGCCAAGUUUGAUAACGCUAACAAAAACUUUAAGCACAACAAAAUCUUACGAAAACGAAAUUGUUGAUAAUUUUUGGACAUGUAAGAAAUGCACUUUAGUGAAUUCCGAUACAGAAAUAGCAUGUAUUGUUUGUGGUGGAUCUAAACUUAAAAGCAUAUCUUCAAUUAAAGAUAUGACGUUGCGAAAGGGAGAGUUCUGGAGUUGUAGUCAUUGUACUUUAAAAAACUCUAUUUCUUUAGGAGAAUGUGUUGCUUGUAAAGCUAUUCGCAUGUUAUCAAUAGAAAAUGAAAAAGAACAAUCAACAGAUAACACUUUUGAAGCUCAGAGUUCUUUUGAAGUUGCUGAAAUGUCCAAUUCUACCCAGCAUACUGCCAAAUACACUAAUUUACAAAUACCACCAAAAAAAGCUUCUCGUAGUCCUUCACCUAGGCAAUGUCGAUCUUCUAGCGGUGCUGUUCCAAAGAGACAUAGUAGUUCUACUACAGUUGUUGAUCGCGAAAUAAAUUCUAGUGCAAGAUCUUUUUCUGCUCAAUCAAGUAAUGUUAAUAACGAACCGAACAUCACCAACAAAUAUGCUGUAAAAAGAUGGCAAUGUCCUGCUUGUACCUUUGAAAAUUGUUCUGCUUCAGUUGUUUGUGAUAUUUGUUCUAGUCCACGUGGUUUAGUGUCUAAUCAGUCUGAAAAUCUUUUACAAAAAACCAAUCAAAUUUGUUUAGACAUUGUGCAAGAAAGUAAAUUAAUGGAAAACUUACGGCAUAUAGAAGAAACUGAAGCUCUUAAUAAAUGGAAAAAUAUUAUUCAAUAUUGUAGCGAUAACAAUGAAUUAUUUGUUGAUGAUUCAUUUCCACCGGCGCCUAAAAGUUUAUAUUAUAAUCCAACAAGUAAUAUGUCUGAAGGCAAUCCAGUCGUUUUAUGGCGACGUCCAAGUGAAAUUAAUUGCGAUGGUGGACCGUUUCCACCAUGGGUGGUAUUUCGAACCCCACUUCCUUCAGAUAUUUGUCAAGGUGUGCUUGGAAAUUGUUGGUUAUUAAGCGCAUUAGCUGUGCUAGCAGAACGAGAGGAUCUUGUUAAAGAAGUUUUAGUAACAAAAGAAAUUUGCCCUCAAGGAGCUUAUCAAGUUCGUUUGUGCAAAGACGGCAAAUGGACAACAGUAUUAGUAGAUGAUCUAUUACCUUGUGAUAAACGUGGGCACUUGGUGUAUUCACAAGCAAAACGUAAACAACUUUGGGUACCUUUAAUAGAAAAGGCUGUGGCAAAAAUUCAUGGGUGUUAUGAAGCUCUAGUAUCUGGGCGUGCUAUUGAAGGAUUAGCUACACUUACAGGAGCACCAUGUGAGAGUAUUCCGUUACAAGCCAGUUCAUUACCAAUGCCUAGUGAGGAUGAGCUCGAUAAGGACCUAAUUUGGGCACAGUUAUUAAGUUCACGUUGUGUACGCUUUUUAAUGGGAGCUAGUUGUGGUGGUGGGAAUAUGAAAGUCGAUGAAGACGAAUAUCAAAAUAAAGGCCUACGACCACGACACGCCUACUCUGUAUUAGAUGUAAAAGAUAUUCAUGGACAUAGACUAUUAAAGCUUCGUAACCCAUGGGGUCAUUUCUCAUGGCGAGGAGACUGGUCGGACGAUUCUGAUCUCUGGACGAAUGAGUUACGAGAAAUUUUAAUGCCCCAUGGAGCAUCUGAAGGUGUAUUUUGGAUAUCAUUUGAAGAUGUUUUAAACUAUUUUGAUUGCAUUGAUAUAUGUAAAGUGCGUAAAGGUUGGAAUGAAAUACGGUUGCAGGGCACUCUACAACCACUAUGUUCAAUCUCAUGUGUCUUACUUACGGUUUUGGAACCUACUGAAGCUGAAUUUACUUUAUUUCAAGAAGGCCAAAGAAAUUCAGAAAAAUCGCAAAGAUCUCAGCUGGAUUUAUGUGUUGUAAUAUUUCGAACCCGCUCUCCAGUAUCGCCGGAAAUAGGAAAAUUAGUCGAACAUAGCAAACGUCAGGUUCGCGGUUUUGUUGGUUGUCAUAAAAUGCUUGAGCGUGACAUGUAUCUAUUAGUCUGUCUUGCAUUCAACCAUUGGCAUACCGGAAUUGAAGACCCACUACAGUAUCCACAGUGUAUAUUAGCAAUUCAUAGUUCUAAACGUCUUUUGGUAGAGCAAAUUCAUCCGCCCUUACAUAUACUGGCUGAUGCUAUUAUAAACUUAACGCUUACUAAAGGACAGCGACAUGAAGGAAGAGAAGGAAUGACUGCUUACUACCUUACAAAAGGGUGGGCUGGACUGGUAGUGAUGGUGGAAAAUCGUCAUGAAAAUAAAUGGAUUCACGUGAAAUGUGACUGCCAUGAAAGUUACAAUGUAGUUUCUACAAGAGGAGAACUAAAGACUGUUGAUUCAGUUCCUCCAUUACAAAGGCAAGUUAUAAUUGUACUAACACAAUUAGAAGGAAGUGGCGGGUUUAGCAUUGCUCAUCGCUUAACACAUCGCCUAGCUAAUUCGCGUGGUCUUCAUGAUUGGGGACCCUUUGGAGCUACUCAUUGCCCGCCUAUUGAAAAUGUUCAUGGUUUGCAUGCUCCACGAUUGAUUACAUAAAUCAAGUAUUCUGGUCAAAGUUUAGAAAUACACAUAUGCUUGUUUCACUAACAUUUGUAUUUAAACUUUAAUAAAAUGAAUGUACACUUUUAAAAAACUCUAA